GAAUUGCUGAGGUUUUUACGAUCAUACAUGCGACUCUAUCUUAUACAGUCCGGGCGAUUUAAGUGACUAAAUUACCUCUCGCUCCGGAAAACCGUCGUCUUUUAGGACCAAGCGGCCCUCUCGACCCCCAUACUGGCUCUGGCAAGGUACCAAGUAGCACAAGUGCCGACUAGCCAAUGGGGUUGAGGGGGAGGUCCCUGAGCUCUGACCAGUCAAACACAUUCUCCUUCCUUAUAUGGCAGCCCAUCUCCAUGGUAACGUGUGCUAAGUUGCAGCAGUCGUGUCAAAGUUCACUAUAUAGAGAGCUCAGUGAGCUGAUCAGAGAGAAAGCAUUCAGCCAGCCCGGCUCCUACCAAUCGCAAAUCACUUCCUAACCUCCGCCUUUUUAACAUAUUUGAUUACUUUGAAUCUCUGCUCCUCUCUGCCUAUUAUUUUUCACUCAAUACGGAGGAGGUUUAGUGGGUUGUGAUCUUUGUUUUAUUUUUUUUUGAAAUUUUUGCUUUUGUGCUUUCGCUUUUUGGAGGAGAGAUAGUUGUGCGUCUUCAUAUUCCGAGCUCUGAGAACAUUGGCGUCAGCUGCGCGCGUUACUGGCACCAAAAAAGAAAAAGGGGAGAAGACGCGAUUUUUUUUUUUUCCUUCCUUCCUCCAACCCGGUUGGUGAUUUUCUUCAAGACUUGUGCUGGAACUUGAUAGUAGCUGCUACAUUGUGCUCUCACCAGUUGUUUUAUGCUGCUGCUGUUGCUGCUGCUGCUGCUGCUGCUGCUGCAGGCGCGGUCUCACACCAACCUGCUCCAUUAUUAUUAUUAUUAUCCACUGACAGUCCAUGCUACCUCUGUUGAUUAUUCCAAUAUUGAAGCCACCGUUUCCCAUUGAUGGCUGUACUGGAUGGCUGACUGUAAGCGCCACUGGACUUGGCCUUUAAGCGCAAGGCAGCGACUCAGCUCGCCAUCGCAUCAGUUUUGAAACCCGGUGCUUCGCAGCGUCUCCAACAGCAAUAACUCACCAGUUUUCUGGAGUGGAUUCAGCGUGUAGGCUCUAGAUUUGACAUUUUCUCUGACUGGCUGAUCUCAGUUUACCGCGUUUUCCUUCAGACAUUGUUCACCGCGACACCAAAACGGCAGACAAAAAGUUUCUUUACGUUGACUGAUAGAUAUGGCAAUGGUAGUGUGGAGAGGCUCCCAGGACGAUGUGGCUGACACCCAAGGCGCCCUUUCCUCGCAGACCCAAGGAGGACUAUCUCUCCCCACGCCUCAAGCAGGCCAGUUGAACCUGACAGCCUCCCAGGUGGCCCCUCCGACCCCUCACACACCGGUCCAAGGAGCCCCGAACAACACGCAGUCCACGCCGACGAACCAGGGCACGCAGCAGUCGGAGAAGCAGCCGGCGCAGAUCGAGUGCGUGGUGUGCGGGGACAAAUCCAGUGGCAAACACUACGGCCAGUUCACAUGCGAGGGCUGCAAAAGCUUCUUCAAGCGGAGCGUAAGACGGAACCUCACUUACACAUGCCGUGCCAACAGGAAUUGUCCAAUCGACCAACACCACCGCAAUCAGUGUCAGUACUGCCGCCUCAAAAAAUGCCUUAAAGUCGGCAUGAGACGGGAAGUUUCUCUUUUUACUGCAGCCGUGCAAAGGGGACGGGUGCCACCCACGCAGCCACACCACGGUCAGUUCGCCUUGACAAAUGGAGACCCACUCCACUGCCAUUCCUACUUAUCCGGAUAUAUCUCUCUUCUGUUGAGAGCGGAGCCCUACCCGACGUCCCGCUAUGGCAGUCAGUGCAUGCAGCCCAACAACAUCAUGGGUAUCGAGAACAUUUGUGAACUCGCAGCCAGGAUGCUCUUCAGUGCAGUGGAGUGGGCCAGGAAUAUUCCCUUCUUCCCAGACCUCCAGAUCACAGACCAGGUGGCUCUGCUGAGGUUGACGUGGAGUGAGUUAUUUGUGCUGAACGCCGCGCAGUGCUCCAUGCCCCUGCAUGUGGCUCCUCUGCUGGCGGCGGCUGGCCUUCACGCCUCCCCCAUGUCCGCGGACAGAGUUGUGGCCUUUAUGGACCACAUUAGGAUCUUCCAAGAACAAGUGGAAAAGCUCAAAGCUUUGCACGUUGACUCUGCUGAAUAUAGCUGCUUAAAGGCAAUUGUGCUUUUCACCACAGAUGCUUGUGGCCUCUCAGAUGUGGCCCAUGUGGAAAGUUUGCAGGAGAAGUCCCAGUGCGCCCUGGAGGAAUAUGUCCGGAGCCAGUAUCCAAACCAGCCAACACGGUUUGGGAAGUUACUACUCCGCUUGCCUUCCCUUCGCACAGUCUCUUCCUCGGUCAUAGAACAGUUAUUUUUCGUCCGAUUGGUAGGUAAAACCCCAAUUGAAACUCUCAUCAGGGAUAUGUUGCUUUCGGGGAGCAGUUUUAACUGGCCUUACAUGCCAAUUCAGUAAACCAAGAAGGACACGAACAAACAAAAGGUGGGGCUGAAGGGGGGUGGUGGUGGUGGUGUGUGUGUGUGUGUGGGGCUGUGGGACUACAAUGAUUUUAGCUGCUUUUGUGGAAGGAAUAAAAA
Solea senegalensis (Senegalese sole) is the source of this 2546-nucleotide messenger RNA. It is a transcript of the gene nr2f2, whose product is annotated as nuclear receptor subfamily 2, group F, member 2. Gene Ontology annotation, molecular function: zinc ion binding; RNA polymerase II cis-regulatory region sequence-specific DNA binding; nuclear receptor activity. The record is from RefSeq and is a predicted model, not a curated record. NCBI's taxonomy places the organism in Eukaryota, Metazoa, Chordata, Actinopteri, Pleuronectiformes, Soleidae. The coding region runs from base 1153 to 2424 and encodes 423 amino acids. Gene Ontology annotation, biological process: negative regulation of transcription by RNA polymerase II; anatomical structure development; cell differentiation. The transcript is spliced from 3 exons.